AAACAGCUGGAAUUACCAGCCCAGAAAGUACUCUAUGUAAAUGAGAAAGUAGAAGAGCAGAAGCUGGGAGCGAACGAUGUGGCAGCGUCACCCGAAAUUAACGGUGCAGCAGCAGCCGGUGAUGCGAACAUGAUGAACGGUAUUGCUGUGCCGCAAACCUUCUCCAGUACAGAUUCUUCCUACGACACCUCCUACAUCGACCAGCAUUUCAACAAAGCCUACAUGGAUGGCGAUUAUAGCUUUGUUAGUACUACUUCUUUGCGAUUAAUAACGAUCUGA
Molecule: messenger RNA, 279 nt
Organism: Gongylonema pulchrum
Lineage: Eukaryota; Metazoa; Nematoda; Chromadorea; Rhabditida; Gongylonematidae
Source: the annotation of a GenBank genome assembly